UUCGCGUAAACUCUCGUACCGAACUUUUAACUGCGCCGUGGACAAAUCACCAUGGAAAAGAUGAUUCACCCACGCAGACGCAACAGCGUGCAUAAUGUAGCUGCCAAGUUUUUUCGUCGGUCAGUCGUGAUCGCGCAACCGUUUCGCGAACAAGUGAUCGAAAAAAUUCGUUUAGCCUCGUUUGUCCAAGUAAAUGCCAUGAUCGAGCGUAUGAAUUUAUACAAUUCCAAUUAUAAAGCUGAUAUAAAAUACACCGUACAAGUACACAAAGUAAUCAUGGGAUUUAUCGGUGUAUGGCCGAUGCUAGAGAAACAACCCCGGUGCCAGAAGAGAUUACUCGAAGGGCUUCUCAGAGCUGCCUGUUGCUUCCUGUUGUCCUUUAAUCUAAUACCGUGGGCGUUAUACAUGUUUGUAAUCGUGGACACGUUUAGUAGAAGACUCAGGAUGCUUGGCGCACUUUGUUUUUACAGUAUGGUGCCAGCCAUGUACUGCACAUUGAUGUUGCGACAAGAUCGCAUUAGAGAAUGCGUGAAACACGUGGAGGAAGACUGGCGAAAUGUCAGAAAUGUGAACGAUCGUAAGAUUAUGUUGGAUAAAGCAAGAAGCGGGCGUUUUAUUCUCAUCUGCACUAUAUUGUUCCUGUUUACCAGCGGUUUCACUUAUCGUCUCAUUCAGCCGAUUGUUCGCGGCAAAAUUGUCGUUAACGAAAACGUUACGAUCAGACCGUUGGUGCAGGGUAAUUACUAUAUCUUCUUCGAUCCACAGCACAGUCCUGCCUAUGAGAUCAUAUUCUCGUUGCAUCUAUUGACCGGUAUCGUAAUAUAUAUUGUGACGGCCAGUGUUUGCGGGGUCACCGCGUUAUUCACCAUGCACGCUUGCGGACAACUUGAAAUGCUGGUGACUUGGUUGGAAAAUUUAGCAAACGAAAAUCAUUGGUCCAAGGAAUAUUCCACUCAUGCAAGACUGGCGCUGAUCAUCGCACAUCACGUAAGGGUGCGUAGAUUUUUAAAUCAGAUACAAGAUGUUGUAGGAGAAAUGUGUUUUAUUGAAUUUAUUGGAAGCACUUUAAUAUUAUGUCUCUUAGGAUAUUAUGUAAUAACGGUAUGA
Linepithema humile (Argentine ant) is the source of this 1107-nucleotide messenger RNA. Its product is annotated as odorant receptor 4-like. Gene Ontology annotation, cellular component: plasma membrane. Gene Ontology annotation, molecular function: odorant binding; olfactory receptor activity. Gene Ontology annotation, biological process: detection of chemical stimulus involved in sensory perception of smell; sensory perception of smell. The record is from RefSeq and is a predicted model, not a curated record. NCBI's taxonomy places the organism in Eukaryota, Metazoa, Arthropoda, Insecta, Hymenoptera, Formicidae.